CAUCCAUUAAAUUUACCAUUUCAGGCACUGAUUCCAUUAUGGUUUUCAUCAAGCAGGGCCAGAACGCCCUAGUGAAGCAACUCCUCCCUCCAUCCCGAACUCCACUCCCCGACAUCGUAUCAUUGCUUAAAGCAUCAAUUGAGACAAAAAAAAAAAAAAAAAAAAACAUCGAUACUCUACGCUAUCUCCUCGAUAAUUUCAAACCAGACAGCGAAGAAUACCUCUUCCGAUACGUGGUCAUAGAACCCUUAAACUAUGACCGAACCGAGGAGUUCAAGCUGCUGAGCGAAUGCAACCCAGAAAUAUUAACGCAAGACAUAAGCCAUACGGGAAAUGCUCUUGCCAAUGCAAUCUGGGGCAAUAAUAUUAUAUUGGCAUCUUUUCUGCUUACUCAUGGCAAUGAUCCGAACGAGUGCCAGUUUAUGAGUAGACCUCCAAUUGUAUCUGCGACAUAUCUCAGGCACCACGAGACGAUAAAUCUCUCGUUCAGCAUGGAGCUGGAAUUAAUGGCACGCAUGCACUGUUUAUGGUUGUGGAAAGUGGUUGUGUGGACACGCUUCGCCUUCGCUGCAUCUUGCUGUCCAAACAAAAAACUCAUAACUGGUUCGUGUCUUUAUUAAGGAGCUUGGAGCCGAUCCUCUGGUUAAGGAUGAAGAUGGAAAGACAGCCGUAGAUUGGGCGAGAUGUGUCGGUCAUCAUGGUAUUCGUAGACAGUUUGAUCUAACUUCAAAAGAAUACCUUGUUGUCUCAUUACCUAGAUUAGCUAGGUAAUGGCAAUCAAAUCGCGUGGAUUUGUACUAUGUAUUUCAUG
Messenger RNA from Aspergillus ruber CBS 135680, 811 nucleotides. RefSeq lists its product as uncharacterized. The coding region runs from base 39 to 620 and encodes 193 amino acids. Lineage: Eukaryota; Fungi; Ascomycota; Eurotiomycetes; Eurotiales; Aspergillaceae. The record is from RefSeq and is a predicted model, not a curated record. The transcript has a single exon.